Chanos chanos (milkfish) is the source of this 2469-nucleotide messenger RNA. It is a transcript of the gene plin1, whose product is annotated as perilipin 1. The record is from RefSeq and is a predicted model, not a curated record. Lineage: Eukaryota; Metazoa; Chordata; Actinopteri; Gonorynchiformes; Chanidae. Gene Ontology annotation, cellular component: lipid droplet. Bases 111 to 1544 code for a protein of 477 amino acids. Gene Ontology annotation, biological process: lipid metabolic process. The transcript is spliced from 9 exons.
GUAGGCGUGGUAUUAAGCGUGUCCGGGACAGACUUAUCAAACGCACACCGACUGGCAUCCAAUAGAGAACAGCCACUAGCAUCGAGAUAAGUCGACGGUGUAACUUAAAAAUGGCUUCUGAGAAGAAAUCCCCCAGCGAUAGCCUUCAGACUGAGGAGAAUGUAUUUGCCCGACUUCUGAGCCUUCCAACCAUCAGUGUAACAUUUGAGAUCAUCGAGAAGACCUACAUCAAUACCAAGCAGAUCCAUCCACUGGUCUGCUCAGUGUGCGAGGUGUAUGAGAAGGGUGUGAGGUCAGCAGGCACUGUGGCUGUGUGGAGCAUACAGCCUGCCAUCCACAGACUGGAACCGCAGCUUGUAGCUGCCAACAGUUUGGCCUGUCGAGGACUGGACCGCAUUCAGGAGAAGAUUCCUGCUCUCCAGUACCCUCCCUCAGAGCUGGCUUCAGGCAUCGCAGGGGUUGUCUCCUCCACCCUGCAGACAGCUAAAACAGGCAUCACCAACCCCAUCAUCGUCACCUCAGACACCGCCCUGAGUCUAGCCUCUGGCGGCUUGCGGCUGACCAGAACAGCCCUGAGUGACGGGAUGCACUACGUUCUCACCAGUAAACCUGUACGCCUGGCAGAGGAAGGAACUGACACCGUACUGACUCUUACUGAGAGAUUUUUCAACUAUAUUCUGCCUGCAUCCUCAGAGGAGAGAGAGGAGGAGCGGGCUAAACAGGAGCAAGCCUCUGUUGUGAGGUCAGCUGGCCCUCGGCCCAGUUUCGACAGGGUCUUGGCCUUGGCCAGCGUUGUCUGCAGACGUGCCUAUGAUCAGACAGCAGCACAACUCCAACGCAGCAGCAGUCAAGGUCGGGAACUGGUCAUACGCAUCCCUGGUGUGUCCCCACUGGCCGGCUUUGCUAAAAGGAGCCUGGAAGCCAUGGGCUCUGUGGUUCUGCGUUUUCCAGGCACAGUAGCAGGAUCUCCACAUGGUUCUCAACAACGGAGCGCCCAGAGAGACUUGAAGAGUGAAGGCCAGGACCAGACUGGUAGGGUGCAGAGCUUGGUGAGUGGGUUUGGGCAGCAGCUGCAGAGUGCCUAUGUAUCUGUGGUGACUGGCAUGAAGAAUGCCCCAAUGUCCACCUUUGGUUUAGCCAAGGAUGGAGCCAGUGUGGUCCUGGAGUCCUUGGGCGCAGCCAGGGAGCGUGUGCUGAGUAACAUCCCUUAUUAUGGCAGGCAGAUUCCCAGGCGUCCUUCCAAGCAGAUUGUGGAGACCCCCAGCCCAGAGAAAGAGAAAGAGACAGGGAAGAACCAGUCCGAAAGCCCUCAGACAACAGAGAACAAUGAAGCAGAAGACAGGCCAGGUUCCUCUCCUACCCAGCCCCAGUCAACACUGGGAGGUGAAGUUGAGGAGCCUCAGAUAUCUGAGGAGUCUCAACAGCUCCAGAAAAAAGUCGUGAAACAGAUUCCAGUUCAUCAGAAGAUGGCGCAUGGGGGCUCACAUAGGAGUGUACCAACUGACAGCCCCAUAAGAGGAGGUCAGACAGACAUAAGGUCAUAGGUUCCCUUGUGCAUUUACAUGGUAUAUGUCACCAAGUACAGCUUGAGCACCGCAGAGGGAUAAUACAAAUGUUUGAAAUUUUGCUUAAAACUUUGUUUAUUAAACAUAAGAUCCUUUACCAAACAGCAGCAUUUUGGGGAAAAAAAAACACAACUAUGUGAAAAUUUACACGCAAAAAUACAGAUACACAUUUAAGCCACACCAUUUUCUUUCAGGCAGUGCUACAGCAUAUUUGACUGUAGACAUGUAGCUGAAGAAUCUUGUAAGAAAUCAUAAUUGCAUGAACAGGAAAAUGUAAAUGCUGAAAGGCUUUUCCUGCUCACUGUCUGUUCCCAUCUCACAGAAAUUUUACUCUCCUGAUACAGCAUGUUUUUACUUCAUGGCUAAGCAAUGUAUUUCUCAGAGAUAGAAGCAAACAUGAAAGUGUGCAGAGAAAGGGAUGAUUAUUGAAUUUAUUGUGAAACUUUAUAAUCAAACUCAACAAACGUGGGGUAAAUAGUAAACUUUAGUGGAAUAUGUUGCCAAAAUGCCAGAGAUAGAUGUGAUGAAAUGUUUAGUGCAGGAAAUGAACAUGGAUGUUUAAGAGUGUAACAGAAAUGUGGAAAUGUCAUUGUAUGUGUAGAUGAAAACUGUCUUUACCUUUUGAGAAGUUAGUAUGUCUGUCUAUUUUUUGAUUCACAUAGCAUGCUUAACUCUUAAAUACUGUGUAGUUCUUCUGUAUGUGGUUAGAAGCUUAAUAUCCAAAUGAACAUUGCGCUAUGGGUUUCAAUACCUCAUGAAUGGAAACAGCUGCAAUUAACUGGAUGCAGUUUGUCAUGCAAUGCAAUUUUUCAUACAGGUUAAUAUUUCUCAUGUGUGUUGGUCAUUUAAGUCAUUACAGGUUUGAACAAAAGAUUUUCUCAAUAAAAUCUUGCCUAUUUAUGAA